Hippoglossus stenolepis (Pacific halibut) is the source of this 2710-nucleotide messenger RNA. It is a transcript of the gene ildr2b, whose product is annotated as immunoglobulin-like domain containing receptor 2. Gene Ontology annotation, biological process: pancreas development. The transcript is spliced from 10 exons. The coding region runs from base 306 to 2177 and encodes 623 amino acids. The record is from RefSeq and is a predicted model, not a curated record. Gene Ontology annotation, cellular component: membrane. NCBI's taxonomy places the organism in Eukaryota, Metazoa, Chordata, Actinopteri, Pleuronectiformes, Pleuronectidae.
CCGGGCAGACCUCUCGACUCUGCCGCAGACAUCUGCUCCUAGAGCCGCUGCAGGGAGAAAUAAAGAACUGUAAACCACAGCACUAACCUCCCUGUUGUGUGUCGUGGACUCGUGUGCAGAAGAAGCGGUUGGGUCUCGGUGCUGUGUUGUCGUGUCGUUGAUGGGACUCACCUCCUGAGUGUGAAGUGGUACAGUCCCGUUACUUCUCUCUGGAGCCUCCUGUGUUUGCAGCAGCUGCAGUUUUGCGCACGACGAGAUGAGCAACAUGCGGAUAAAGUGCACUUUACUCUAACACGGACAAUAGAAUGAACUUAUACCAGCUGGCUGUUUUACUGGGAGCAUCAUUGUGUGUGUGUUAUGGUGUCCAUGUCACAGUGCGGGAGAAGCAGCGGCUUGGGAUGCUCUUCCAGUCCGUGGUCCUCCCAUGUCAGUACCAAACGGCCUCCACCCAGGCCCCGGUGGUGCAGUGGUGGUACAAGUCCUACUGUCGAGACCGCACACGAGAGUCCUUCACCCUGCCAGAGAGUCUGGGCGUGCAGGCCUCCGAUCUCGGAGCCACUUCCCACCUGGAGUGCUCCGACAGCAGCCGCACAGUUCGGGUCGUGGCCUCGGCGCAGGGAGCCUCCAUGACGCUGGCUGAGCACUACAAGGGCAGAGACAUCUCCAUCGUAAACAAAGCAGACCUGCGGAUCGGAGAGCUGAAGUGGGGCGACAGUGGAGUCUACUUCUGUAAAGUCAUUAUUGCUGACGAUCUGGAGGGGAAGAACGAGGGCCAGCUGGAGUUACUUGUGCUUGGCAGGACAGGUCAGCGGGACGAUCUCCUACCUGAAUUUGAUGUGGAGUUUAUGCCAGAGUGGGCGUUUGUGGGAUCUGUAGUCCUGGGUAGCAUCUUGUUCCUGUUGUUGAUGGGGAUCUGCUGGUGCCAGUGUUGUCCUCACUCCUGCUGCUGCUACGUCAGCUGCUGCUGCUGUCCUGACACCUGCUGCUGUCCAAGACACCUGUAUGAGGCAGGGAAGAUGGCAAAGAGUGGACAACAGGCCCAGGUACCUGUGUAUCCCUACUACAUCCCUGGUGUCCCUACUGUGGUCUCUCUUGCCCCGUCAUCCCACAUGGACCCCAAAAUUACUUCCAUCCCUUCAGUGGAAAAUAACCUGGCUGCAGUGCGCAGUGGUUAUCGACUGAACGCCAGUCAAGACCAGGACUCAAUGAAAGUUCUGUACUACAUAGAGAAGGACCUGGCUCAGUUUCCCUCUGCCAAGAUGGCUGCACUCAAACCCAGUAGCCUAUCAGAACUGAGCUCUCUGCACGAGGGUGGGACAACAGACUUCAGACACACGUAUCAGACGGUCCAGAUGAAGGCGCUCCCGCCCAUCGCAGAUCUCGAUGGCCAGUCAGUAGUGAGAGCAGCUCCACCUACACAGAGGCACAGGCCCAGACGGGACAGAGGACACCUCUCAGAUGAUGAACUAGACCGAAGGUGGAACCCUCGCUCAGAGCACCUGAAGAGAAAGACGCUGGGAAGUAGAGGGCGCACCGGCUCCCUGGACGAGCUGGAGGAAUUUGCUUGCUCUUACGACUCCCACAGUCGACGGGCUGAGCCUCCGUACCGCCCGUAUGAUCGGGAUUACAGCCCUCCCAGGCGUGUCUACAAAAAUGAGGAUGAUGGCUGGGGGCGCAGGAGCCCCUCGCCAUUACCCCAAAAGAGAAGGGACACAUGGGACAGUGAUCGUCCGUCUCGGCCACCUCAGAGCAGAGGAUACGACAACACCUUCCUCAAUAACGUGUUGGAGAGCAAGGCGAAGGGGCGGGGAGCGGAGAGAGGUGCUGGGAGGACGGACGAGGACAGUGACACUCCCUCCAAAGGCAGCUCCAGAGGAAAAGGCAGCAAUAGUUACUACAGCCGGUCGCCUAGCAACCGUCCAGAAGAGGAUGACCCUUUGCCUCCAUAUUCUGAGCGGGAGGCUGAGCGGUACCGCAGGGCUGACCCAUCCACAGACCGGUACCGCACUGCAGAACCUCCCAGGUCAGACAGAUACAGAACCACUGAACACGCCAUGAGGCCUUUCUCUUACACCCGGCCCCCCCAACAGGGAAUGUCCCACACACUACAGGGGGGCAGAGAGGAGAGGAGCCGAAACCUGAGCACCGCACCGAGCAGGGACUCACUCAUUGUGUGACGAGGUUUCCCAGCCUCCAUCUGCACAGCACUGCCAGACCGUUCAUUUAAACCGUCCUGUUGCUACGCAGGAGGGGAUAACUGUUCCGCCAUCCGCCACAUGAAGCCUGACUCCUCUUACUGAUGUGACUGCACUGAAAAAAACAACAUAAAUGGAAGAAAAAUGUGCUUUAGUUACACCAGUGUAUUUCUGCAUGUGUGGCAUAUAGACAGUAUGUAUGUGGUGUGUACAGCAGUUUUAUCUGAGUUUUUUAAAAGUUGUGUGACUGUAUUUACUUCAUACCAGUGCCAAGAUGUGUUUUUUUAUUACUCUCUGCCAAUGGUCUUUUGUAAACUAAGCAGAACACCAUAGUCUUAUUGUUUUCCUAGUCUUCAUACUCAUACUCAGUACACUGCAACUCAGGUUCACUGCGUAUUCGUGUGGUUGUCUGUUGUUGAUAUUGUACUGUAUGUAAGUACCUUGAAUUUGUCAGCAGAUUUGAAUUGCACUGCCUAAAUAAAUACUUUUUGAAUAAAGAAAACUUUAUUAACGUC